Messenger RNA from Plutella xylostella (diamondback moth), 704 nucleotides. RefSeq names its product Helix loop helix protein 4C (gene HLH4C). Gene Ontology annotation, biological process: regulation of transcription by RNA polymerase II. Gene Ontology annotation, molecular function: protein dimerization activity; DNA-binding transcription factor activity, RNA polymerase II-specific; RNA polymerase II cis-regulatory region sequence-specific DNA binding. The record is from RefSeq and is a predicted model, not a curated record. Lineage: Eukaryota; Metazoa; Arthropoda; Insecta; Lepidoptera; Plutellidae.
UACGCCCCGCUCAGCAUGAAGAGCUGGCUGGAGUCGGUGGGCGGCAUGGACGAGGCGGCGCUGUCCUGCAUGCUGGCCGAGCCACGGGAGGCGCUGCUCCCCAUUAGAGGGAGGGAGAACUUGGCACCGAAGAAAAGCAGAGACCGGUCGCUGGAGCCAUGCUCCCUGUCAGAAGAAGCGUACCUAUCCAGCUCUGGCGGCUCUCCCUGCGCCGGCCUGUCCCGGGAAGAGCGGCGGCGGCGGCGGCGAGCCACGCUCAAGUACCGCACCGCCCACGCCACCAGGGAGCGCAUCAGGGUCGAGGCCUUCAACGCUGCCUUCGGAUCUCUGAGGAGACUGCUCCCAACCCUGCCGCCUGAUAAGAAACUGUCCAAAAUUGAAAUCCUCAGGCUCGCUAUCUGCUACAUUGCGUAUUUGAAUCAUGUGCUCGACGCUUGAGUUUUUGUUGCGGUGUUUUGUAAAUGUGUUGUAAAUCUAUGUCUUCCUUUUCUUUUAAGAGUCUGUGUAUGGACAUUUGAUAAAGACGGCAAAGCGCUAACUGAUGUAAGAAAAUUAUAAAAGUUGGCAAACUACAGUAGUUGGCAUCUAGCUAAGUAAUUCUCAUUGUUUAUUUGUAAAAAGGUAAGAUUAUUAAGUUAUGGAAGUAUUUUUGUUUUGAUUUACUAAGCAAUAAAUUUAUUCUAGUCAAAUGAAUCAUAUCGAAU